This is a messenger RNA of Prorocentrum cordatum, 485 nucleotides long. The record is from the annotation of a GenBank genome assembly. Lineage: Eukaryota; Dinophyceae; Prorocentrales; Prorocentraceae.
AGGUGGCGCCUGGUGUGCAUGCACGCCGAGGGGCUGGCGGCCCAGGACUUCGCGGCCCUGCCGGAGGCGGUCCGCGAGUUCGAGGUGGGCGGCGCGGGCGUCGUGCGCAUCGGGCGGCACCACCAGGCGCGCGCGUUCGAGGCGCUGUUGUCCGGGGCCCCCAUGUGCCUGAGCUACAUCUCGCGGACGCACCUGCAGCUGGAGGUGCAGGGGUCGGGGCUAUGGAUGACGAACGUGAGCAGCAACCAGAUCUACGUCAAUAGCGAGCCCGUGGCCAAGGGCGAGUCCAGGCUGGUCAGCCAGGACCACACAGUGAGCUUUGCCCGGCUCGAGAGCUCGUCCCACGUCCUCUUCCUGAAGCUUCAGGUUCACGCGCCCGAGGGCGUCCGAGACGCCCGCUGAGCGCGCUGGGGGCCGGGCCGGGCCAGUCCACCGGUCGCCCGGCAGUGGAGGCUGUCUUUGGUUUGGCGACGGCGAGGGGGCGA